Messenger RNA from Mustela erminea (ermine), 3875 nucleotides. RefSeq names its product proline rich membrane anchor 1 (gene PRIMA1). The transcript has 5 exons. NCBI's taxonomy places the organism in Eukaryota, Metazoa, Chordata, Mammalia, Carnivora, Mustelidae. The record is from RefSeq and is a predicted model, not a curated record. The coding region runs from base 114 to 488 and encodes 124 amino acids.
UCGGGAACAGUCUGCCGCGGGGGGAGCGCGGACCUCCCUUCCCCGCGCCGAGGAUCGGCCGGGGCAGCCGCCAGGCAAGUUCGCCCCCGAGAGCCCUGGUGCCGCGGGCCGAGAUGCUCCUCCGGGACUUGGUGCUGCGCCGGGGCUGCUGCUGGCCCUCACUGCUGCUGCACUGCGCGCUCCACCCGCUCUGGGGCUUCGUGCAGGUGACUCACGGGGAGCCCCAGAAGUCCUGCUCCAAGGUGACCGACAGCUGCCAACACAUCUGCCAGUGCCGGCCCCCUCCCUUGCUGCCGCCGCCACCCCCGCCCCCACCGCCUCCCCGACUCCUCUCCGCCCCAGCCCCCAACUCUACCUCGUGCCCCGCGGAGGAAAGCUGGUGGUCGGGGCUGGCCAUCGUCAUCGCGGUAUGUUGCGCUUCCCUGGUGUUUCUCACCGUGCUCGUCAUCAUUUGCUACAAAGCCAUCAAAAGGAACCAGGCCUUGUAGGGCAUCAUCUGUGGCCAUGCCUUCCUGCACCAGGGUGCAGAUGGCCUUCUUUGGCUUAGCGGGACCAGCCCUGGCUGGCUCACGGCGCUGCAGACCCAGGCUGGGUUGUAGUGAGCCUCUCUGGCAUUUCCGGAGCCCCACAGGGCACCCAUUAGGUAGGAGGUCUGUGCCGAGGGGAGAGCGCUGGCUGCUGCUAAUCCCCUCCCCCUACCUGGGACAGCUCCCCGCUGCCAGCUUUCCGACCGCAGUAUUGAGAGCUAACAAACACUUAUGGAGCCCUUACUGUAUGCCAGGUGCCCAUCUAAGUGCUUAACCACAUUAACGUAUUUCAUCCUCCCCACAAGCCUAUAAAAUGGACACCAUUCUUGUGCCCAUUUUGUAGACCAGGAAACUGAGGCAGGGAAGGGUUAAGUGGCUUGCCCAAGAUCACACAGCUGGAAGUGGUGGGCCUGGGUUUACUGAGCUAGGAUAUCCCCGUGCUGGGGUAGCGUCACCCUGAAGUCCCCUGCUAGAGGAAGGACAGUGCGAGAAGGCAAGGCAGAGCCAACUCCCGCUGUAGCUAAAACCCCAGAGUCCACUGGGCUUCUGUGCAUCCCAGAAGGGCUUUGGGAGUGGGCUGGGGCAGCAGCCCAGAGGGUACAGUGGUUGAGGGCUCUGCGCUGGUGGAGGAGGGGAACAGACCAGGUCCACUUCUCAGGAGACUCCUUGGAACAGUGACUCCCCCACCCUGACCCGCCCCCCUUGCAGUGCCCAGACUCUUGGAAUGCUCCUGGGGUGGGGGUGGGGGAGGGAGGCUGCGGCAGUCACAGGUGCCACUUCACUGGGUGAAGCCCGUGCCCCUACCCCCUUUCUCCUUUCCUGCCUGGGAAGUGGCUGGGGCCAUUGAGAAGGCUGUGGAGCUGUCUCCUUGCCUUGUCCUCAGUGUCCCUCCAGCCAGGCUUGCUUGCUGCCAGGCCCUCUCUGCCAACCUUUUCCUCCAAGGCUCUGGGGAACACAAAGAGGUCUCCUAGCCAGCAGCCUGGCUUCAGAAAUUCUACCUCUUCUCUUGGCGGAAGAAAUGCUGCUGAUUUCCUACCCUCAUCCGAAACAGGCGGAAACUCUGUACCCUCCAUGCCUUGCCCAUUUCCGUGGGAGAGCCAGACCCCUUUCUUCAUCUCUCCAUGAUCCACUCUGGAAAACCCUUCAGCCUCAUCGCCCCUGAGCCGGACCUGCUCUGGUUGACUUUUUAGACCAAGCCCCAGAUUGAUCAGUUAUUGGGGAGAAAAGCAGUGUGGGUUUGGGCUCCGAGAUUUUUGUCUGUCCCUAUUUCCUGGAACCCCGAUUCCGAUGUCCGUCCUCCCCUUUGUAGAUGGAUGACAAACGGAAAUGCACACCCAGCCCAAUCCCCCAGGCCGUGCAAACUCAGAGUCGGGAACGAAGUCCACCCAGCGAAGUCAGAGCGGCUCGAAGCCCCUGGAAAGGGGUGGGUGGCGGCCCAGGGGAGAGAGGAAGGAGACCGAGGAGAAACAGGCCCAGGGACAGAGGCUGUCAUUUCCACAAGCCCAUCACAAGCAAGGCAACUGUCUGACCCCUACAAACCUGGGGGUUCUGGAAAGUGUCCCUGAGCGCCUCCAUUAAUGGGGUUCUCGGGAUGUGCUGAGUUCAAGCAAAAUGAGAACCCUUGGAGGGCUCUUGAGAAUUUUUGGAGUUCUCCAGGAGGAAGGUGGAGGAUGGCCUUCCCGAGCUGACGGGGCCCCCCAUGUUGGGGGACAACGGCUGCUGGGAAUGCUGACUUAAUGGGAAGAUGUCUGGACCAGGAUAUGGUAGGAGCAGGUGGUGGUCCAGGCCCUGACACCCGCCAGCUGGGGGGUCCUUGGGCAAGUCACAGCUCUCCUUAAGCAUCAGUGUCCCCAUGAAAUGAAUCCCUUAACCCCAGGCCUAGCUCCUUCUGGGGACCCCUGUGAGAAGGGACAAGAAAGUCUGUAACCGAGAGUGCUUUGCACAAAGGGCGAUGGGGCCCCAAGAAGAAGUGCUGGUUUGUAGCUCACAUUUCUAGAAGCCACUGUGACUAAGCCUGACACCCAGAGGGAGUGCACUUUGGGUUUCUCUCUGGGUUUUGUGAGCUAACUCUCCUGCAAGACAGUAGGGAACAGGUCAUAGAUGUGGUCUCGGAGUGUCGCCUCUGAGCAGGCCUGAUAAUCCCAUCCGUGGCACUACUGAUAACCUCCCUUCACCCUGCCUCUCCUCAACUAAUUCACCCAAGACUUCAUCCCACAGGCACCCAGCUGGUCACCGAGUACCCGUCCUCUGCAGCCCGGGUUUGGGGAGGCUCUAGGGACGUUUGAGAAGGCCGAAGCAACCAAUCGCCAGGCUUUCAAAGAUGGCCAGGGACGUUCAAUUUAGACAACACACAACAAAGGCCAGGUCAGGCUCAGCCCCAGACGUCGUGGGGACACAGGAGAUGACUGAGCUUACGACCCCAUGGGCCUCAGAGUCCCCCAGGAGACAGCAGUAUUGCAACAUGGUAUUGGGCUCCAUGGCCUGCGUGGCCGAGAGAGGCUGAAGCCAGCAGGCCUAGCGCCGGGGGGCUGGGGCCUUCCUGAACCAGGCCGGAGAGCAGGUGGGCUUGGAGCCAGGCCAGAGAGUCGGACCGCCACUGCGGAACCCCGCGUGCGAGCAAGAGCCUUCUCAAAGCCUCCCUCCCAGCCUUCCUGAGCCGCGCACGGUUAAGAGAACAGGCUCUCGGGGUUAGACAGCUCUGGAAUGAGCUUCAAGGGGCCCAACGUGAAGUGUUUGAGAAGCACUAGCGUGUGCUCAUCUACUUUGGCCAUUCACCGCCACCACCUCUGCCACCAUCAACACAACCACCAUCACCGCCACUGCCAUCACCAGGACUCCUGACAGCAGCAGCAUCGCCAUCGCCAUUCCCAUCACCACCACCAACACAACCGUAACCACCACCCUUGUCACCACCUUCAUUACCAAAAACACCACCAACACAACCACCGCCGCCCCCCUCACCGUCACCUCCACCACCCACUCCACCAUAACCACCACCAUCAGCACUUCGACCACCAACUCCACUCACGUUACUGUUCCCGCCACCUCAACCCCCAUCGCUAGCACCAGGCUCACCUUCACCACCAUUCUCUAAAUCACGCUUUCCCCGCUCCUCUGACCACAUAGAGACCAGGCUGCAAAAUCCAACCUCUGGCCCCUCUCCUCUUUUUACUCUGCACCCCCAAAUAUUCAUCUUCACAUCUGCUUGCUCAUAAUCAAAGAGCUCAAUCAAAGCCUGACAAUGUCCUACUAGGCUGACUGUACAUUCUCCAUUCUCAUUUGUCCGGAACAGUCCCAAUUCACACCCGUUGUUCCUGCUUCCUUAUUAAAAGUGCCCGUUUCCCUCUC